This is a messenger RNA of Spirodela intermedia, 682 nucleotides long. The record is from the annotation of a GenBank genome assembly. NCBI's taxonomy places the organism in Eukaryota, Viridiplantae, Streptophyta, Magnoliopsida, Alismatales, Araceae.
AUGGGUCCACAAAGAUCAGCAGAUAUCAAUCACAUUUGCUGUAUAAUAUACGUACAUGGUGAAUGCCAUUCGACAAUCAUUCAAACUUGUAUGUACAUUUCUGUGCUUGAAAGGAAGUUAAAACCUUACAUCAUACAAAUAAGACCUAAUCAAGAGGAUCCCUUAAUUUAAUUUUCUCUAAAAUUCGUCAACAGUUAGCUCUCACAGCAUUCAGUAAGUUUUUUUUCCCCUCCAAUUUUAGAUAUAUCAAGGAAAUGAAAGGUCGAUGAACACAACGUCAUAAAACUACUAGUUGAUAAUGGUAAUACACUACAAAAGUCCAGACUAAAGAAAACACAGUAGUUUUUUCAACAUUGAACUACAUUGCUUUUAUAGUAUAAGUGAUAUAAAGACAGGAGAAGCCAAUAAUUUCAUGACGCAAUCCAAUGUUGAAUAUUUGAAAUCUUCUUGAAGUAUAGUAGCUAAUAAUACUCCAUAAAUUUGUAGAUAAUGUCUCUCUCUCGUUCAAGAAUAAAAAAUUAAGAAAAAAAUAUUACGGUUAGAAAUAUUUCUUGAUUUCUCAAGCAAUACGUUUAACUGUGGUCAAUGCUUAGUUUCCUUGUCUAUAUUGACUUCUCACGUCUCCUUGCUGUAUUUUAACCAGCAACAAAGUUUCAUCUUGGCGAUGCAUUCUCAGAAAUGA